Asterias rubens (European starfish) is the source of this 504-nucleotide messenger RNA. Its product is annotated as squamous cell carcinoma antigen recognized by T-cells 3-like. Lineage: Eukaryota; Metazoa; Echinodermata; Asteroidea; Forcipulatida; Asteriidae. The transcript has 4 exons. Gene Ontology annotation, cellular component: ASAP complex; cytoplasm; nucleoplasm. Gene Ontology annotation, biological process: mRNA splicing, via spliceosome. Gene Ontology annotation, molecular function: RNA binding. The record is from RefSeq and is a predicted model, not a curated record. Bases 1 to 504 code for a protein of 167 amino acids.
AUGGAGGCAACGAAGUAUGAUGCAAAGUUGGAGAAAAGUAAGCUAUUUGUGUCAGGGUUGCCACGAUCUGCUACCAAUCAGACGUUAUUAGAAAUCUUCAAAAAGUAUGGACCAGUGAAGGAAGUCAGGGUUGUAACCCAUCGAAGCAGCAUCUCUAAAGGUCUUGCAUUUGUGCAAUUUGAAAAAGAGAGUGAUGCAUCACGAGCUGUCUUUGGUGAGGAUAACACCAUUCAAGAUGGGCAUACCAUCAAUGUUGCAAUCAGUAAUCCACCCAAGAGAAACCCAAAGAAGGAAUUGCUAACCAAUCCAUCACAAAGCAAGACGGGUCAUACUGAGUCGAUGCAAGACAAUAAAAAGGCUGCCCAAGAUAAACUGCAAAAGGAGUCAUUGAAUCCUGAACUAACACAAAAUGAGACUUCUGACAAAAUGCAAGAUAAGACAUCCAUUCCUAAAGCAACGGAAGACAAAGCAUGCACAACCUGCUGGAUCAACUCAAGAUAUUGA